Messenger RNA from Oncorhynchus kisutch (coho salmon), 1321 nucleotides. Its product is annotated as phospholipid phosphatase 4. Gene Ontology annotation, biological process: phospholipid dephosphorylation; phospholipid metabolic process. The transcript is spliced from 8 exons. The coding region runs from base 1 to 888 and encodes 295 amino acids. Gene Ontology annotation, cellular component: membrane. The record is from RefSeq and is a predicted model, not a curated record. Gene Ontology annotation, molecular function: phosphatidate phosphatase activity. NCBI's taxonomy places the organism in Eukaryota, Metazoa, Chordata, Actinopteri, Salmoniformes, Salmonidae.
AUGCUGGCAACCGAGGGAUCCAAGGAGGUAGAGGGAGAAGCUGAGGGGCCCCUGCUGGAGCUGAUGGAGGACGAGACUGGAGCUUAUCAAAAGCUCCAGGAAAGCAAUGGAAAGAUAUUCACAGAGUUCCUGGAGCCCUUUGAGAGAGUAAUCCAACCAGAGGAGCUAUGGCUCUACAAAAACCCCUUGGUGGAGUCAGACCACAUCCCUAAGAGGGUCAUGUUCGCAAUUUCGUUUCUCACUCCUUUGGCUGUGAUAUUCGUGGUGAAGAUCAUUCGGCGGACAGAUAAGACAGAAAUCAAGGAAGCGUGUCUAGCUGUCUCACUGGCUCUAGCCUUGAAUGGAGUCUUCACAAACACUAUCAAGUUGAUCGUUGGCAGACCCAGGCCAGACUACUUCCAGCGUUGUUUCCCAGAUGGACAGGUGAAUGUUAAGAUGCUGUGCACCGGAGAACCAUACCUGGUGUCAGAGGGACGCAAGAGUUUCCCAAGCAGCCACUCUUCUUUUGCAUUCUCUGGCUUGGGCUUCACCUCCUUCUACCUGGCUGGGAAGCUGCAUUGUUUCACGGACCAGGGCCGCGGGCGCAGCUGGCGUCUGUGUGCUAUGUUGCUGCCCCUCUACAGUGCUGUGAUGAUUGCCCUGUCCCGCACCUGCGACUACAAACACCACUGGCAAGAUGCCUUUGUUGGAGGGGUGAUCGGCCUGCUCUUUGCCUACAUCUGCUACCGGCAGCACUACCCCCCGUUCCUGCACAUGGACUGCCAUCUACCUUAUGCCAGUCUGGCCAAAGCCCCCCACCACGUCUCUGCCCAUGUCGAUCCCCUGGUCCUGCCCAUCGAGAACACCACCAACAUGCCUCUGAAGGGGCUGACAGUGGGGCCUGUAUGACUCCUGCCCACCCCUACACCCAGACCUGGCCCCUAGCCUCACACCCACCCACCCAAUGAGCACCUCACCCCCUCUCACUCACACAGACUGAGAUGUGGACAAUAUAUGUACCCUCUCUCCCACUCACAACCUUUCUCCCAGCCUCUCGCCUUCCUCCAUCCUCGCUCUUUGUUUGUUUUACCUGCCUGAAUCAGGAGCAUUUGGUUGGUCUACAUUUAGAGAGUCUUUGUAUGUGUAGGAAUAUAGGACAACACUGCUGGAGCAAAAAGGCAAUACAAAUGUGAAAAAAGGAAAUUAAGAGCCAGUUGCGUGAAAUCAACAUAAAACUGACAUACAGUGUCUUCGGAAAGUAUUCAGACCACUUGAAGUUUUACAUAUUUUAUUACAUUACAGCCUUAAUCUAACAUGGAUUUUAAAAAGUAAUUCCUCAGCA